UGGCAGUGGCAACCAGCGUACAUACUGUGCUGUACGUGUCCGCUUGUUAGCUUCUUCGUUCAAGAUGACGACUGCAAGUUUAGAAGAUUACUUUCGGACAACGUUCCAAGACAAACUUCUCGUUAAGAUGCCUGAACGAGAAGAAGACCAUCUGACAGCUGCCACGAGGCUACUCGAGAAGCGUCGCGAAAUGAAUGAGGUCGAACAGGCUCUCAAUGCACAGAAGGGAGAAUUUCAAAUGAAAAUGGAGAGUCUGCAGCAGCGGAGGGAGGAACUAGAGCGGAAAGAAUAUCAAUUGAAGAGCUCUCUUCUUAAGUUUGACAAAUUUUUGAAAGAGAAUGACUCGAAGCGAACGAGGGCUUUGAAAAAAGCGACGUCAGAGCAGGAACAAGGAAGGAUGAAAGCGAGAGAAAUCGAAAUGUUGACUGGAAAGGUUGCUCAACUGACUGCUUCUCUGGAUAAACAACGUCAACGUCUUGAAAAGUUGUCUGUGUAUCAUCGCUAUUUGGACAGAAUAUUGGAGACAGCAGAAGAGUUUACUGAAAUACGUGACAUAACAGCACGUCAUGAUACUCUUGUUACAACACACAAAGAUCUAAUGGAAACUGACCAUAGUAACCAAGAUGCCGUCGAAGCCCAGAGAACUCACUUGCUCAAACUUACAGAAGAAAAGAACAAUGAGAUCUUGAACUACAACAACAAGCUUGCACACUUGCAGACCGAACUUGAGGAUGCAAAAAGUCGAGCUGUGAAGUGGGAAUCGCAAUGGGCGCACAUUCAGAAUACAGCAGCGGAGAAGACAUUGCUAUUGGGUCGGAUAAACAUGGCAACACAUAACCUCUACAUGCUGGUCAACAAAUACCUUGGAAAGAAGGUUGAGAAAGGAGAUACUGGCGUUUCAACAGUGCAGCAGUUAGAUAAGAUCCAAGUGUGCAUUCAGGACUUAACUGAGAUAACACAAGACGUUCAGCGUGCUGGUACUACAUCAACAGCAGUUUACACUGCAUCUCCUACUAUGCACUAUGUCAUGCACAAUUGAUUAAGAAAUUCAUGGUAGUGUGUAUACUGUUCAGUCUGUUGAAUAUCGUAAGCGUUUAGCUAGUUUCUCCUUUGUUCUGUUCAUGAUGAUGUUGAAGUCUUUCAUAAGUUUGGGGUCUUGGGCUUCCUUUGGUAAAGCUUCAUAUUUGCCAUGUACAGCAGCAAUGUCAACAUCAAUGUCUUCAACGCUAACAAAUAGUAAUUAUUAAGAUAUGUGAUGGUAUCCCAGUGUUUCUGCCUUGGUCAAUGUCUGUCUGCUUCUAGCUCCCUGUUAGUCUGACACUUCAUCUGAUCACCUGUUAAUGACUACCAGUCUGAUUGUCUAUCCAUGCAAGGUCAUAGCUGAAUACAAUACAAAGAUAUACGACACUGCAAUAUGUCUACAUAAACAGUAAACUAAUCUGAAUGACUUAUCAUAGUUAUACGGUCACAUAAAAAUCAUGCUUUUAUUAUUCUCAUUCGGUUUCAUGUUUGCUG
This is a messenger RNA of Corticium candelabrum, 1515 nucleotides long. Its product is annotated as coiled-coil domain-containing protein 42 homolog. The transcript has 11 exons. NCBI's taxonomy places the organism in Eukaryota, Metazoa, Porifera, Homoscleromorpha, Homosclerophorida, Plakinidae. Bases 65 to 1039 code for a protein of 324 amino acids. The record is from RefSeq and is a predicted model, not a curated record.